This is a messenger RNA of Psylliodes chrysocephalus, 1576 nucleotides long. The record is from the annotation of a GenBank genome assembly. Lineage: Eukaryota; Metazoa; Arthropoda; Insecta; Coleoptera; Chrysomelidae.
AUGCGGUUCAGAAGUGUUAAGUAAUUGAUUAAAAAUUAUGAUGCAUCAGUUUGACAUUAGCAACACAGAUUUGCAAUGCGAUACUACGACUACACCUUUUUCGGUUAAAGAUAUCUUAAAUAUAAACGCUAUAAAUGAUAACGAAUAUUUCGGUAAUAGUGUUAAAAAAGAACACAACGGUGACAAUUUUAAUAUGCAACAAACUUAUUGGGAAAAUUCAGGAUACUUCGGGAGUCUCGAACAAUACGGGUAUUAUUUUAAUAGUGACAAUGAAAAUUUUGUUAAUAGAAACUAUUGGAAUUGUGAGCACGGGGAAGGGACUCAUCAGAAUCAUAUACAGCAUUUAAAUAAUUUAUAUUGUGCAAAUCAAAGUGAACAGGUGCAUAGAGGAACUAAGAAUGAAGCAGGAUAUAUUAAAGUGGAGAGUCCAAAAAUCCAACAAGUCACCAGUUCAAAAACGGAACUCAGGAAAUCAGGUCGUCAAAGGUCAAAGCGAAAACCCCGCGUACUAUUCAGUCAAGCCCAGGUCUACGAAUUGGAACAAAGGUUCAAACAACAGAAAUAUCUGUCAGCCCCAGAAAGGGAACAAAUGGCACAAGGAUUGAAAUUGACGCCGACACAAGUCAAGAUAUGGUUCCAAAAUAGAAGACAGCCUCCUAACAAAUUGUCAAAUACCCAAAUAGAGAGCCACAUCGACUCAUUUAAUGCAUCUGUGUCUCACUACAGAAGAGUUCACGCCCCUAAUCGUUUAUAUUUACUGAGUGAUUUAAAUGUGACCCUAAUGUUUGCAGACUUUAAAAAAAAAUUCCCCGAUUUUAUUUGCUCAUAUGAGAAAUACAGAAAAGUCCUUAAAUCGAAAAAUAUAUCGUUUGCCAAGUUAGGAAACGAAGAAUGUGAGCUCUGCGAAUCUUAUCAGAUGCACAAUACAGAGCACACAGCUGAAUCUUUAAAGGAAGAAUGUGAGAAAUGCUGCAGUUGGAAAGAGCAUAUUGAGAAGGCAACAGAAUCUCGUAAAAGAUACACUUUGAACAAAGAAAACUUCAAUGAAGAUAAAGAUAAUUUAUGCGUGUCUGUUGACCUUCAGAAAGUAAUUAUGUUACCAAGGAUGGAAAUGUUUAAAAAAGCAAUAUUUCCUCAUCGCCUGAUAGUUUACAAUGAAAGCUUUGUGCCCGUUGGAAAAAUUAGACACUUUGUUCCGUUUGCUGUUUUGUGGCAUGAGGCCGUCAGUGGGAGACAUCAAGAAGAUAUUAUCAGUGCUUUUAAUGCAUUUUUUCUUCACCAUAGGGAUGUUAAAAAUAUUACUUUGUGGCUAAACAACUGUUCCAGCCAGAACAAAAACUGGGCUUUCAUGUCCUUCUUGAUUUAUAUUGUUAAUUCACCAGGUGUAGCUGCAGAAACUAUACAUAUAAACUAUUUUGAAUCAGGACAUACCUUCAUGUCCGCGGAUUCAUUCCAUCAUCAAGUGGAAGAAUCACUAAAGCGUCAAAGAAAAACAUACGAAUUCGCAGACUUUAAAAAUGCUGUACAAUCAAGCAACAAAGAAAAAGUACAGAUUAAAUGUAUGGAAGUAAAAUAA